AUGUCCACCUUUCAGCCAAACACGUACGCCGCCAACACGGCCUUGGUGAUUGGCUUGGUGCCGGGCCUAGUGGGCAUCAACGCGCUGCUCCGACCCGGCCAUGCGCUCUCCCUCAUGGGGUUCCCGAGCGCCCCAGAGGCCGGUGGCCGAAAAUUGUCGCAUUCUCUCGUUCAGAUGAUGGCCUCACGAAACAUAUCAAUGACCCUGACCACCAUCACUCUGUGGUUCGUGGCUGAUCAAGAGACCUUGGGAUAUGUGAUGCUGGCGAAUGCUCCAAUCGCACUCAUUGACGGCUUCAUCAGCCGAUGGCAGGUUGAAGGGAUGGAAUGGGGGCAUUGGAUAGCUGUUCCGAUCAGCGUUGGUUUGGGCGCUCGACUUAUUGGAUGGAUUUGA
This is a messenger RNA of Clonostachys byssicola, 393 nucleotides long. The record is from the annotation of a GenBank genome assembly. Lineage: Eukaryota; Fungi; Ascomycota; Sordariomycetes; Hypocreales; Bionectriaceae.